CAACGCGAUUGAUUCAACAUAAAAGUGGUGUUGAAAUAAUUUAUUAAUAGAUAAACGUUGGAAACGUAAUAUCGAUUAUAUUGAACGUAAUUAAGACGAAACAAUCAAUAGCGUAUAGUUGAAUCAAAGUGUAUUUAGUGUGUCUACGGCAGUGGCACGCGGCAGACCGAGCUGAGGCCGCCAAAUGUCAGUGUGUCGACCUGCAUAACAAACAUAGUGUUACAAUUUAAUGGAAUUAUGACUGAAAAAAGCGUUAUGGACGACAAGAGAAAUGGUCAAAAUGGGAUCGUACAACCUCUUCUUACGGAUUUAUAUCAAAUUACAAUGGCUUACGCGUAUUGGAAAUCCGGGAAAACCAAAGAUUACGCCGUAUUCGAUUUGUUUUUUCGAAAAAACCCUUUCCAAGGUGAAUUUACGAUCUUCGCCGGCCUGGAGGAGUGUUUAAAGUUUUUGGAACGUUUCCAUUACUCGCUCAGCGAUUUAAAUUAUUUAAGAUUGACAUUAUCACCUACAAUUGAGGAAGAAUUUUUCGAAUUUUUAAGUAAAUUAACUGCAAAAGAAGUUACUUUGUAUGCCCUGGAAGAAGGGUCAGUUGCAUUUCCAAGAAUUCCGCUAUUACGAGUUGAAGGUCCGUUAAUAAUCGUUCAAUUGCUUGAAACAACGUUAUUAACUCUCGUUAAUUAUGCGAGUUUGAUGGCCACGAAUGCGGCAAGAUACAGAAUGGCUGCGGGUGAAUUAAAGCUAUUGGAGUUUGGUCUCCGGAGGGCCCAAGGCCCUGACGGUGGUUUAUCCGCAUCGAAAUAUUCAUAUAUCGGUGGUUUUGAUGGUACAAGUAACGUACUAGCCGGAAAAUUAUUCAACAUUCCAGUAAAAGGAACGCAUGCCCACGCGUAUAUAACUUCGUUUACAAACUUAGAUGAGUUGAACAAACAUUUUUUGGUCCCAAAAGGAGGAGGGGAGCAAAAAGACCUGAUGGAAUUGGCAACGAAUUGGAGAUUAUCACUGGUGCCGCUAUUCAAAAUGGCUAGUUGCGAAGCUAACGAUGGCGAAUUGGCCGCUCUAAUAUCCUUUGCGAUCGCAUUUCCGGAUGGAUUCAUGGCUUUAGUCGACACGUACGAUGUUAAGAGGUAUCCAUGUCGCAUGCGUCACGCCAUCACCUUGCGGCCUGUCACCCUACCAAACACCCUAUCGCAUAACGAGUACAGGAGUGGUUUAUUAAAUUUUUGCGCUGUCGCUUUGGCUUUAAACGAAUUAGGGUAUAAAGCGAUUGGGAUUCGUAUAGAUAGCGGUGAUUUGGCGUAUCUUUCUAAGGUCGCCCGACAUCAUUUCGUUGAAAUCGGUAAAAAAUAUGAUAUCCCAUGGUUUGGAAAUUUAAUGAUAAUGGCAUCGAACGAUAUCAACGAAGAAACAAUACUUAGCUUGAACGAACAAGGACACAAAAUCAAUUGUUUUGGAAUCGGAACGCAUUUGGUAACGUGUCAACGUCAACCAGCCUUAGGUUGCGUUUAUAAAAUGGUCGAAUUGAACGAACAGCCUCGAAUAAAGUUAAGCCAAGAUGUUGCUAAAGUUACUAUGCCGGGGAAAAAAGAUGCGUAUCGUUUAUAUAGCGAGAGUGGUGAUGCUUUGAUCGAUUUAUUACAAAGAUCUGUCGAGGAUCCACCUAAAAUUAACGAAAAAGUUUUAUGUAGACAUCCUUUUGAAGAAUCAAAAAGAGCGUAUGUUAUUCCAUCGAAAGUUGAAAAGUUGCACAAACAAUUUUGGGCUAACGGAACAAUUGUUAACCCGUUGCCAAGUUUGGAUCAAGUCAGGGAAAAGGUACAAAUGUCUUUAAAGACUUUACGACCGGAUAUAAAACGAAAUUUAAAUCCUACACCAUUUAAAGUUGCCGUUAGCGACGCCUUAUAUAAUUUUUUGCAUCAAUUAUGGUUGGAAAACGCACCAAUAGGCGAGUUAUCUUAAAGAAGGAGAAGGAAACAUUUUUGGGAAAACAAAGAAUUUUACAGUUGAAGAUUGCCAGAAAAUUUAAAUGAAACGGCGUGUUCUAAGAAGUACUUUUUAAGUCUUGAAAAAGUUUAAUAUCUGUUGGUUAUUAAAAAUAUAUAUUUUUUAUAAGUA
Molecule: messenger RNA, 2115 nt
Organism: Onthophagus taurus
Lineage: Eukaryota; Metazoa; Arthropoda; Insecta; Coleoptera; Scarabaeidae
Gene: Naprt
Product: Nicotinate phosphoribosyltransferase
Biological process (GO): NAD+ biosynthetic process via the salvage pathway
Cellular component (GO): cytosol
Molecular function (GO): nicotinate phosphoribosyltransferase activity
Source: RefSeq, a predicted model, not a curated record